AUGGAUCCUCUAGUGUAUAAUGCUGCCGUUUCUGGUGAUAUUGGUAUCCUUGUGCAAAACAAGGACAAACUUGUGAUUGAAGUCACCCCAACCAAAAAUAGUGUCCUCCACCUUGCAUGCCAAUCAGGCAAAAUAGAAUGUGUGCUGCAGAUUCUUUUAAUGCAUAAAUCUCUAUUACGUAAAAAGAAUUCAAAUAAGGAUUCUGCGUUUCACAUGGCAGCCAAAAAUGGAUACUACGACGUAGCCAUGGCCCUCAUGGAAUGUGCACUAGGCAUGGAAUGUGCAGUUGUUAAAUUUGUGAAGAAGAUGCUGCGAAGGAAGAAUCUGAAUAAGCUUGAAGCCCCUGAGUUUUUACAUGCUAAUAAUGUAGGGGAGACCCCGCUUUAUAUUGCUGCCGAGAUGGGAUAUGAAAAUUUGGUGGCAAUGAUUUUGAAAAAAUGCUCCUCACCACCUUAUAGUGGUUCAUAUGGGAGAACAGCUUUGCAUGGAGCAAUUAUCUCCAACAGCGAAG
Messenger RNA from Ilex paraguariensis (yerba mate), 511 nucleotides. The record is from the annotation of a GenBank genome assembly. Lineage: Eukaryota; Viridiplantae; Streptophyta; Magnoliopsida; Aquifoliales; Aquifoliaceae.